AUGGUGAAUCUGAAGCUCAAUAUCCUGCUGCUAGCAAUAGCAGCCUGCAUUCCCUACAUCUACUCCCGCUUAUCUCUGCUAUACACUUUGGAAACAAAUAAUCAUCCCAUCAAGCUCUCAACACCUCGAGGAUGGAUUACUGAGAAAGGCAGCUACGAGAUCAAAUAUGCAAACAAAUUGAGAAAUUGUGAGGAUCUGGUUGUGGAUGAGAAAGCAGGCUACGUGGUGUUGGGCUGCGAUGAGGGCAGAGAUGUUUGGAACACCGUCAUGGGCGUCUUUGGAAAAUCAACACCUCCAAAUGGUCAACUCUACCUCUAUGACUACUCAAGAUCCCAGCCCAGUCUGGAGAGUAUUCGUCUGCUCAACACUCCUCCGGGCUACUCCUUUCAUCCUCUAGGAUUGUCCCUGCAUCUGGCUACAGACACUCUUCUUGCAGUCAACCACGGCACUUCCGGCAGCACCGUAGACCAGUUCCACUUUUCACGUCUCGGAAACUCUGCAACCUUCAUCAAGAGCUUUUCGUCGCCAUAUCUGAGAGCUCCCAAUGCCUUGGUCCAGAUCUCGAACACAGAAGUAUUGGUUACCAACGAUCACUUUUUCACGCCUAGAAACUCACCCUGGCUGAACAAGUUUGAGACAUAUCUUGGUCUCCCUCUGGGUGGUGUCACGCACCUGAAUCUCAAGACUGGAGAAGCACAGCAAAUUGCAAGGAUGCCUUAUGCCAACGGAUUGGCCAUCUUGAACAGCACGACUAUCGCUGUGGCUUCAAGCUCUUCAGCAAAAGUCUUCCUUUAUGAGAUGGACAAGACGACUACCCCUCCGACACUCGCUUACAAGGAAGCAAUCUCUACACCUUUCUGGCCGGACAAUCUGCACGUAUCUAAUGGCAAGCUGUAUAUUGCUGGACAUGCUCAACUCGCUGGCUUGUCCAAACUCGCAAAGUCGAGACAACACUGUGGCGCUGAUACGACAUCUGCGGGUUGUGAUGCAAAAGCGCCUAGUUACGUAGCUCAAUGGACCAGGGAAAAAGGUCUUGAGGAUGUUUAUGUGGGUACAGAGAUGUAUGCUUCCAGUGGCGUCGCAAUGGAUGAAAAGAGAGGUGUCAGUGUCAUCUCUGGGCUCUAUGGCAAAGGUCUGUUGAUCUGGAACAAGGAGCAGAAAUAG
Messenger RNA from Aureobasidium melanogenum CBS 110374, 1164 nucleotides. RefSeq lists its product as uncharacterized. The coding region runs from base 1 to 1164 and encodes 387 amino acids. The record is from RefSeq and is a predicted model, not a curated record. NCBI's taxonomy places the organism in Eukaryota, Fungi, Ascomycota, Dothideomycetes, Dothideales, Saccotheciaceae. The transcript has 2 exons.